Phytomonas sp. Hart1 is the source of this 2145-nucleotide messenger RNA. Lineage: Eukaryota; Euglenozoa; Kinetoplastea; Trypanosomatida; Trypanosomatidae. The record is from the annotation of a GenBank genome assembly.
AUGACGGACCCUUUUGAUUCGAAGAGAUGCAUCUCUCCGAACGAACCUUGUGCAACCGGAGCGAUCUCUACCAACGCGAAUUCCGUUUCUCCCAAGGACUCAUGUCGAAACAAAUGUUCGUUGUUCAAAAAGAAGAAACCUAUAAAUGAGUCUCACUUGAAGUUUGAGAUGGAUUUGGUGUGGGAGAAUCUCACCUACGAGGUGUUGGUCAAGGGAAAGAAAGGCGAGGAAGACGUUUACAAGCCGCUGAUUACCAACUUCAGCGGCCGCGCGAAAGCCGGGCGGGUGCUGGCGAUCAUGGGGCCCUCCGGGGCGGGUAAAACUACCUUCCUGGGCUGCAUCACUGGCACAAUAUCAAACUCUUCCGGCGUCAUGAAAGGUUGCUGUUUUCUCAACAACACGGUCUAUCAGCAGCGCUACAAGGCCCUCACCUCGUUCGUUUGUCAGGACGAUAUUGUGAUGUGCAAGGAUACCCCUCGGGAGGCGAUCAACUUCUCUGCCCGGCUCCGUCUAGGGCUCAGCAAAGAGGAAGCCGACCAACGCGUUGAGGAGGUGAUUGAGCGGCUGCACCUGACGAAGUGCCAGAACACCUACCUCGGCAUGCCGGGCAUCCUCAAAGGCGUCUCCGGCGGCGAGCGCAAGCGCACAAACAUCGGCGCGGAGCUCGUGACCAAUCCUUUUAUCCUUCUGCUCGACGAGCCGACGACCGGGCUUGACUCGGUUAACGCCCUGCGCGUUGGGCAACUCCUGCAGGACCUCGCGAAGAACGACCACCGGACCGUCAUCACCACAAUCCACUCCCCCAGCUCUGAUCUUUUUGAACAGUUCGACGACCUCCUUCUGCUUGCGAAGGGAUAUACCAUCUACCACGGCCCCGCCGACGAAUCCGUGGACUACUUCACCUCCAUCGGCUACAAGGUCCCAUCGCACACCAACCCGACGGAAUACUACAUGAACAUCAUGCAGCUCCCGGAGGAGAUAAUCUUGGAGCUCAAGAUGGCCUGGGAGAACCACGUCGCAUCGGACGCGAGCAGGAAUAACCCCUGUCUGGUGCCUUUAACGGGACCGAUUACGACAUCCAACCCAGAUAUGGAGGAAAUCAUCUCACGGAGAUAUGCGAGUUACUACCUCCAGGUCUACAUGCUCUUUACGCGGGCACUUCGGAUGUUCUUCCGCGAUUCCGUCGCGUUUGUUGGGCGCUGGGUCCAGACAAUAUUGUUCGGCGUGCUUUUUGGACUUUUCUUCUUCGGAUUAAAGCUUAAUGAUGAAGGGGUACAGGACCGCAAAGGUAGCUUAUAUAUGGUCCUCGUGAGCGGUCUUUUUACCUCGAUCUCAGCCGGUGUGAGCUCCUUCGCCACCGAGCGCCCCAUUUUCUUACGAGAACAAGCCACCUGCACUUACAACGCUUCCAUAUUCUUCGUUACAAAGGCCCUGGCGGAAUUACCAUUCCAAAUACUUUUUCCCUCCGUGCUAUGCACAAUUACCUAUUUUAUGAUGCAUCUCUACCGAAGCGCGGACGCCUUCUUUUCGUACUUGUUCAUAAUGAUCCUCUUCGCCAACCUCGGUUACUCCCUCGGUCUCUUCAUAGCGUCCUUCUUUAAAGACGCCCAGGUGGCCUUCGCGGUGAUGCCGGCCAUCAUGCUCCCGCUCUUCAUCACCGCGGGGCUCUUCUCCAACACGGAGCGCCUGAUACCGUACUGGGAGUGGCUGAUGUAUAUCUCCUUCCCUCGUCACGCCUACAUCGGCAGUGUCGUCAACGAGUUCUCGCGGCUCGAUGUGAUUUGCAACCCUGUCACCCCGACCUGCAGCAUCCCGAAUGGGAAGACCGAGAUUGAGUUGUUGGGCUUCUCGGACUGGCGGGUGUGGAAGACCUACGUCUCACUCGGCAGUUACUACGUGGGCUUCCUGAUUUUGGGGGGGAUCUCGUUACAAGUUCAAGGGAUGAAACAGCGCAGGAUGAUCUCCUUCGUUGAAAACGUGAAGGAUCGGGUGGCCUCGCCACGCGUUUCCGCCGCCUCACCCACGCAAAGGCAACCCCCAACGGAAAGUCCCCUUAAGAACUCCCAGAAGACCCCACAGAAGGACUCAGCGCUCCCUGUCGACAAGAAUCUGGUGAAUCCGCUGAGAAGUGGACGUAAACACUGA